UGAUUGGCUGGCUGGCGCACCGGGGCGUGGAGCGCGACGUCUGGUUUUGGGCGGGAAUUGAAACCGCCACAGCUGCUCUCCAGCUCCAGCACACUGCUACUCUAAGGGAGGGCACCAUGGUGCGCCCUACCAGAAAUAAAAAACCAGUCAAUUAUUCACAGUUCGAGGAUUCUGGCAAUGACUCUGAUGAUGAUUUUGUUUCUUCACCUAUACCUGUAAACAAGUCAAAAACCGUGCCAAAGGUAUCAAAACAAGACAAACCAAAACCUAACUUGAAGAAUCUUCAAAAAGAAGAGGUCUUACCAACAGAACCCCCUAAAAAAAGGGUGGCUUUAGAUGACAAGGUCUUCCAGAGAGGUCUAGAAGUUGCCCUGGCUUUGUCUGUGAAGGAGCUUCCAGCACUCACCAGCCAAAUGACGAAGUCUGAAGAAAAAAGCACUGACAAAGAAGGCAAAAGGAAAACAGAAAAAACCGAUAAACCUCCUCGUGUCUCUAACUGCAGUGUGGCCAGUGAUGAUGUAGAUCUGGACAAGAUCACAGAGGAGGAGGAUGCCAAGAGCGUUGAAGGAGAGAGAAAAGUGACAUCUCCAGCCAAGGCUCCAAGGAGGAGGGUCCUUUCAGAAGGCAGUGGUAACAGCAGUGCUAAUGACACUGAGCCAGAGAGUGCGACUGGUGAAGAUUCAGAAAGUGAUCCUGAUUUUGAUGAAAGUGAAGAAAGUGAUGAAGACUUUGGUGUGAGGAAAGGUAAAGAAACAAAGAAGAAAACAGUGCAGAAGAAACCCAGAGCAGAAACGAAGGAAAGGAAAUCAAAACCCAAAUGUGAGGCAUCAGUGACUUCAGUAGACCCAGCUCCAGCUGCCAUCAAGUCAGGAUCUCCGUCCUUACCCCAGGCAGUUGGUCUUCCUUCUGAGGCCAAUAGGAAACCAGCAAAACUGUGCAGCCCUUCAGCUGAAAGCAAGAGGCCCAAGUGGGUCCCUCCAGCUGCCUCUGGGAGCAGAAACUCUAGCAGCAGUGCAUUGGCAGGAACACCAGCCAAGUCCCCGAGUCAGAGCCUGCGUCUGGGCCUUUCCCGAUUGGCACCAGUUAAACAUUUGCAUCCAAGUGCCACAAGCAGCCAAGUACGGUAGCAGGAAAGGACUGCCAGGACCCUUGGGACUGCAAAGUGGGUUGUCAUAUUCAGCUUCCACGUAAAAGAACCUUUAAUGAGUCACAUGAAGGGUCUCUGUGUGAUUCUGGUCUCAUGAAAGCCUUUCUGUCCUUCAGCAAAGGGUUCUGAGGCCUCUACUUGUGCCACUCCUGAAAAGUGUGUUGUGGUUUUUUUUUAUAUUUCAUAAGUCACUGUCACUCAGGCUCUGUGGCACAUCUGUAAUCACGUGUCUCCAGCUCUGUCUGGCAAGGGGGCAUCCUGGGCUCCUUCAGGAGGCAUUUCUGAAAUCUUUCCCAUACUACAUUUCUUUAGGUUUAUUAAAAGGUUGCUCUCUUUAUCCAGGUCUUUUUAGUAAGAAUUGUGCUUUUCUACAUAUUAAAAUGUUGACUGUCCUGCAGCAUGUGUCCCUACAUGAAGACAGAUGGUUAGUGUACAGCAGAUAGAAUUUCAUAACACAGUAUGAACUUUUCAUUCUCAAAACCUUUAAUAAACAUGAAAAGAUUUAAAAUGUGUUCGUUGAUACUAUGUAUCUACCUGUAUGUCUACAUUUUGCUAAAAUGAGCCUUUUGUGGUCAACAUAAGCAAGGGGAAGCAGUGUCUUCAUCACUUAAGAUGAAGCCCAAGAUUGGAAGACUGUCACCUCAGCACCCCAGUCAUUAGCUAAUGCAGCUUCUCAAGAAGCUUAGAUUUAUUGUCAAUAAAAGUAAUUAUUUUUAUGGUGAGAAUAUCAACUUGUUUCUGAUCACUUUUUAAUAAAAAAUGUAAUGUUUACU
Arvicanthis niloticus (Nile rat) is the source of this 1920-nucleotide messenger RNA. RefSeq names its product RAD51 associated protein 1 (gene Rad51ap1). Lineage: Eukaryota; Metazoa; Chordata; Mammalia; Rodentia; Muridae. Gene Ontology annotation, molecular function: double-stranded DNA binding; single-stranded DNA binding. The record is from RefSeq and is a predicted model, not a curated record. Gene Ontology annotation, biological process: interstrand cross-link repair; double-strand break repair via homologous recombination.